Molecule: messenger RNA, 1347 nt
Organism: Pestalotiopsis fici W106-1
Lineage: Eukaryota; Fungi; Ascomycota; Sordariomycetes; Amphisphaeriales; Sporocadaceae
Product: putative gamma-glutamyl phosphate reductase
Exons: 3
Coding region: 1-1347 (448 amino acids)
Molecular function (GO): glutamate-5-semialdehyde dehydrogenase (NADP+) activity; NADP binding
Source: RefSeq, a predicted model, not a curated record
AUGUCCUUGACCAACGCAUCUCCAGUGGACGCUGCUCAGGCGGCCAAGAGUGCAUCCCACAUUCUGGCUACCCUCCCGGCGUCUGCACGGAACGACGCCUUGACGGCGAUCCACUCGGGACUCACGGCGGCGCGGGACGAGAUCCUCGCCGCCAACGCCCGCGACCUCGAGCUCGCUCGCCAGGCCGCCUCCAACGGCGAGCUGAGCCAGAGCCUAGUCGCCCGCCUAGAUCUCAACAAGAAGGGCAAGUGGGAGGACAUGCUCAAGGGCAUACUCGAUGUUCGGGAUUUGGAAGAUCCAGUGGGCAAAGUCACGUUGCGGACAAAACUGGAUGACAACUUGGAUUUGGAACGAGUUACUUGCCCCAUUGGCGUCUUGUUAAUCAUCUUUGAGGCACGACCGGAAGUCAUUGCCAAUAUUGCCUCGCUAGCAGUCAAGUCUGGAAACGCAGCCAUUCUCAAAGGUGGAAAGGAAUCGACAGAAUCAUUCAUUGCCAUCUCCAAGGUCAUUUCUCAAGCUUUGGAGCAGACACAAGUGCCCAAUGGUGCCGUGCAGCUGGUCACGACGAGAGAUGUGAUCCCGCAGCUCCUUGGCUUGGACAGGUAUAUCGACCUGGUCAUUCCCAGGGGCGGCAACGAGUUGGUACGAUACAUCAAGUCAUCUACCAAGAUCCCGGUCCUGGGUCACGCCGAUGGACUGUGCUCCAUCUACCUGGAAGAGUCGGCAGACGCCAAGCUGGCAGCAGGCGUCCUUGUCGACUCCAAGACUACCUACCCUGCCGCCUGCAACAGCGUGGAGACUCUGCUGGUCCAGGAGUCUGCCCUAGCUACACUAUUGCCUGUCGCUGCCGAGGCACUCAUUGCCAAGGGUGUCACUCUUCAUUGCGACGACAAGAGCAAGGACGCGCUCACGAGCAAGCUCUCGGGGGCCGACAAGUUCAUUGUCGACGCGCAAGACGCCGACUACGACACCGAGUUCCUGUCGCUGGACCUGGCAGUCAAGACAGUCUCUGGCAUCGAGGAUGCCAUCAUCCACAUCAACACACACGGCUCCAAGCACACGGACGCUAUCCUGACGUCGUCGCAGGAGCUGGCAGAGCGCUUCAUGUCGGCCAUUGAUGCUGCGGGUGUCUACUGGAAUGCACCCACGCGCCUGGCCGACGGCAUGCGCUAUGGCUUUGGUACCGAAGUUGGCAUCAGUACCAAUAAGAUUCACUCGCGUGGCCCCGUCGGUCUCGAGGGUCUCAUGAUCUACAAGUACAAGAUUCGUGGUGCUGGACAGCUGACGGCUAAUUACGGCGAGGGUGAGGGGCAGAAGAGAUUCAAGCAUGAGAGACUGCCCUUGUAA